UUAGUUUUGAAAAAACAUUUGACUCUUGAAAUAAUUUAAAAGUUUUUUUUUAAACAAAUUUCAUUGAAAAGAAAAUAACUUUUUAAAAAAAUUAUUACUUGAAAACCACUAAACAGUGAUCUGAUUUGAAGUUCAAUAGCAAUAACAUCAACAAAAAUAAUUAACUCAAAAUGUGUGAACAAAUAAUUGGCGAAAACGAAAUCCUGUCGACAAUGAACAACAAGACAUUAUCAUCAUCGAUGGUAACCAAAGAGGUCGGACUGUGCCAGUCGUACGAGCGCCGUAUGACUGAAUAUAUGACAUCCGUACCCCAUAUACCGCCUACACUGUUUGAACUCAGGCUCCGACACAACGAAAUCAAAACCGAUAUUAUCAGACAAUAUAAAAACAAUACCAUCAGCAGCACCGGUAUCAACAACAAACAGUCGCCCCCAUCGACGGCUGCAUCGGUCAGCAAAUUGGAUAAUCUGAUUGAAAAAGUCUAUCAAAAUUUGGCCAAAAAAAAUAUCAAAGAGUAUAAGACAUGUCAGGCCGGGUUCAUCAUUGGCUGGAAGUGCAAUACAAACAAACCAUCCAAACCGACUGUCCAGUCCAGUGACGAUAGGUUUUAAUUAAAAUUAAUUAAAUAAUAAUUAAUUAACUGAUUUUUUUGUGGAUAUAUCCUAUCAUAUAUUUCACUCAUAUAUUAUUAAUAAUUUUAUUGCCAUAAAUAUAUUUUUUUUGUGAUGACCU
Messenger RNA from Oppia nitens, 732 nucleotides. RefSeq lists its product as uncharacterized. The record is from RefSeq and is a predicted model, not a curated record. Lineage: Eukaryota; Metazoa; Arthropoda; Arachnida; Sarcoptiformes; Oppiidae. The transcript is spliced from 2 exons. The coding region runs from base 171 to 611 and encodes 146 amino acids.